CGACUCCGGAUCCCGCCCGCCUGGCGCAGGAGUACCAGCUGUUCAAGACGUUCACGGAAGUGGCUCGGCUGGUGGAGAGCAAGGGGCUGCAACCCAUGGUGCAGGUUCGUUUCCGCCAGACCACCUUCCGCGAGCCGGGUGGGGAGCAGGAGGUGGGGCGCAGGGCGGUGCUGGAGGAGGAGGUGCAGAUGCUCCUGGAAUACGCGUACGACACCUCCACCCGCCUCUCCCACGGACUAUGGCGCCAGGAGCACCCGGCGGACGCCAUAGAGUUCCCCUACGCAGUACUCAAGGUUCAGCGCCCCUACCCCGACGAUGAGUCCCCGCCCGCCUGGCUCCUGGAGCUGCUGAGGGAGGGGCUGGUUCGGCCGAUCAGCGACUUCUCCAAGUUCCUUCACGCCUGCGCGGGUCUGCUCCCUGACAUGGUUCGUGCGGUGCCGCAGUGGAUCGACGAUGAGGCGGUGCAGAAGAGCCUGUACGCCAAUGUGGUGGCGAAUGAAGACCUGCAGGCUCUGCUGCUGUCGGGUCACAAUGUGGUUGCGGAGCUGGAGGAGGGAACCCUGGAGCAGACGGCGGCAGCUGCACGGGGCAGGG
Molecule: messenger RNA, 594 nt
Organism: Astrephomene gubernaculifera
Lineage: Eukaryota; Viridiplantae; Chlorophyta; Chlorophyceae; Chlamydomonadales; Astrephomenaceae
Source: the annotation of a GenBank genome assembly